This is a messenger RNA of Annulohypoxylon maeteangense, 1410 nucleotides long. RefSeq names its product DAO-domain-containing protein. Gene Ontology annotation, cellular component: cytoplasm. The record is from RefSeq and is a predicted model, not a curated record. Lineage: Eukaryota; Fungi; Ascomycota; Sordariomycetes; Xylariales; Hypoxylaceae. The coding region runs from base 1 to 1410 and encodes 469 amino acids. The transcript has 3 exons. Gene Ontology annotation, molecular function: oxidoreductase activity.
AUGGUACCUCCGUCGAACCGGACUGAAAUGAUCAUUAUAGGAAGCGGCAUCACCGCUGCAGCUGUUGCUUGGUCGUACCUGGAAGAGUGCAGACGCUCAAACGCUUGGCACAGUAUCAUCGUCCUAGAAUCCCGCGAUCUUUGCGGUGGCGCCUCAUCACGCAACGGCGGGCAUAUGAAGAUCAUUCCUCACGAACAAUUCAGCGAACUGCGGAGAUCUCAUGGGGAAGAGCGAGCCGCCGCGAUUAUCAGAUUUCAGCUAUCUCACAUCAAAAGGAUGAUGGAAUUAUGCGACGCCAGGGGAUGGGAUAUGGCCGAGUGCCGCAAGGUUGUUACUGUUGACUAUUUCCUCACAGAUGAAGAACGUGAAGAAGCUUUCGCCAAAGUGGAAAUAGUCCAGAAAUACAUACCAGAGCUAGAGUAUACAAAAUUUAGCGCGCAAGAAGCUCGGAAGAAAUUUCAUGUCAACAAACAUGUUAAAGGCGCUCUAUCGUAUGUCGCCGGGGUAAUACAUCCCUACAGAUUCACAACCUGCGUAUGGGACGAACUUCUUCGGAAGUAUAAGUACUAUCUUUUCAUCAAGACUCACACAACCGUCUUAAAUGUCGUGGCACCGAAGGGCCGACCCUAUGCAUUUCAAGUCAUCGUUGAUCAGAUAGAAAGCCGCACAUUUGAAUGCAAUCAUGUCGUACAUGCUACGAAUGCUUUCGCAACUCAGUUCGUACCAGGCCUGCGAGGCAAAUUAACAGGCAUCCCCGGAACGGUGUCUAUGAUGAAACCAGGCAAACUCUUCAAUGAAUCAGACCAUAUGGAAUCAUGGUCCAUUUUCUACGGCCAUGCGCACGAUUAUGCUGUUCAACGACCAGCGGUCGAUGGAGUACAGGGAGAUGUCAUCUUGGGCGGAGGUUUCUCACGAUCCGAAGGCCAAGGUGCCAGCAUGCUUGGUGCAGGGGGCUGGGAGACCCUGAUGCAAUGGUCCGGCAUCAUGGCACUCACGGGAGAUAAACUUCCCUUCGUCGGUAGGCUGCAUCCUGACCUCACUGGGCGCAGGCCCGCUGUCAGCGAGAUGAUGCAUCCAAAUCACAGACCUGGAGAGUGGAUAUGUGCUGGCUACAAUGGCGACGGCUUAAUGUUGGCCUGGCUUUGCGGUAUUGCACUGGGCAUCAUGGUCGCAGAACGCGAGCACGUCGACCGGCCGAAGAUUGCGGGAAGACCCGAAGGACCUCUUCGGUCAUGGUUUCCCCCCGAAUUCCUGCCAACUGGGAAGAGAGUCCGAAAGACGACCUUCAAAAACCUCGGCCGUCGCUUUUUCUGGGCGCUCCUGUCAAAACGCUAUGUCGAACCAUACCCCGAUAACGACAGCUUAGACUCCUCAAUUUACGACGAGCCCAUCUUGCCUAUGUUCGGGUAA